AUGAUAUUAUCAUGUGAUUCAGUGGAUUAUCUGUUGAGGGAAUGUGAUGAUAUCGGAGAAACAACCCAGUGUCCAGGUAACACGGAAUGUACGCUAGGAGAGACCGGUUUUGGAGAAUGUGAAUGUCCCCCUGGAGUUUAUGGGGAACCUGAGUGCAUUGGAAUCUGCGAAACUACACAGCAAUGCAAUUUCGGUGGAGAUUGCUUAAAUGGAAAGUGUGAGUGCUUUCCAGAGUUUGAAGGAGAAAGAUGCGAAGCUAUUUCCAAGACAACCACUUCUACUACUACUACUACUACCAUCACCACCACAGAGAGACCCAGGAGGAGAGUUCUGCCGCUUGUGGUGGCUGGGGCCGCCGCUGCUGUUCCGUUGCUAAUCCUUGUCCCAGCUUUAGCUGGUUCUCUGACUCUGGGAUAAAGGGAAAGGUGACAUGAUCGUCACCUGUAAUAA
Molecule: messenger RNA, 450 nt
Organism: Saccostrea echinata
Lineage: Eukaryota; Metazoa; Mollusca; Bivalvia; Ostreida; Ostreidae
Product: protein cueball-like
Exons: 4
Coding region: 1-417 (138 amino acids)
Source: RefSeq, a predicted model, not a curated record